AUGGACGUCGGUACUCCUUCACCCGCCUCAGCAUCUACGUCCGCGCCUGCACCCGCACCCGUAUCUGCAGCAGCGUCUGCAACAUUGCUAUGGAUCCCAUCCGCUACGACCUUGGGUGAUGUGGCAUCAUCCACACCCCUUUUAUCAACCGCCGCCGCCUCGCUAUUCAAGCCCCCUACCGCGCCAUCACGUCGCACCGCAUCAACCCCUCUGCACUCGUCUACGGCCUCAUCUAUCUCCCUCGACCCUGUCCUAGCCGCAUCAAUGUCCAGAUCCGCAGAACGACUGGCGCGCCCCAGAGCCGUCCGUGUCAAGCUCGCAGGUGGUAUGCGCGCACAAGUUGAAGCCGCUGCACCAUUACUCAAGCUCGGCCGAAGCCGCGGAUCACCGAAAAUACCGAACUCCCUCGAACCGCUGCCAGCUACGCUUGUGCAGGUUGGGAUGAUUGGUGCAAAGGAGAAACGGAAGCGGCCGACGCAGGCGUCUGCGAAGGGCAGAGGUGGUGAGGCGGGGGAUCUGAGGGAGGAGUUCGAUGAUGCGAGUACAUUGCAACUGGACGUCGUCAACCUGGUUCCUGCGUCCGUCAUUGCCCGUGGCUUCAAUCUCAUGCGCUAUGCGCUUAGCCACGCGAAUCUAGUCCUCGCAGGGCCAAUGAGGCCUGCACGGAGAAAGAAACCCGGUUGA
Messenger RNA from Peniophora sp. CBMAI 1063, 684 nucleotides. The record is from the annotation of a GenBank genome assembly. NCBI's taxonomy places the organism in Eukaryota, Fungi, Basidiomycota, Agaricomycetes, Russulales, Peniophoraceae.